GAUCCAAUGUUGCUAAGAGCUGAUGCAGCUCUUCUCGUGGACCAUUCGGCGCCGCCCACAGAUGCAGACAUGAAAAAGGAUUCGUCUGCGUCUAACAAAGAUCUUGAAACGGCACGCAGUAUGUCCCCUGGCCCUCAAGGUGAAGCAGCAGUUCCUGUGGAAAUGAACAUUGCUGAGGAUAAGAAGACGACAGUUUCUGAUGAAAGUGACAUAAAAACUGCUGUCGCAGCCACGCCCGAGAAAAAACCCUCUUAG
Molecule: messenger RNA, 255 nt
Organism: Strongylus vulgaris
Lineage: Eukaryota; Metazoa; Nematoda; Chromadorea; Rhabditida; Strongylidae
Source: the annotation of a GenBank genome assembly